UUGAACGGAAAUAAAGUCAGCCAUGUUUUAAUAAACCUCUGUGCGUUUGUAAAGUUGACAAAUAUGGGGGCAAAACUUUUGGUUUUAUUUACAUUGUUCUCGAUCACGACGGUUGUUUUCGGGAAAGCGGUGCCCAACAACAUUGAUGGAAACCCUUUGCUGAGCCUUUUCGGACUCGGCGGCAGCAAUAGCAACUGGAACCCUCUAUCACUUUUGGGUCUACGUGGUGAAAAACGUGAUGAAAGUCCUAAUCCAGCAAAACACUUUGCAUCGAUCGCGAGUGGAGUCAGCGGACUCAUGCAAGACAUGAUGAAAAACGCCGCGAAAUUCGCUGAGGCCAGUGCUUCAACCACAGAAGCACCAAAAACGUCUCCAAAGGACCCGCUAAUCGCAGGAUUGGAACUGCUAACGGGAAUUUUCUCCAACAAAAAUGGCAUCCCUGAUUCGUCGAAAACUAAAUGAAAUAAAACAGAUUAAUUUCCAUAUCAUUCUGUAGUUCUAAAAAUGGCCUUUUUUAUUCUUCUCUUUGGUCCUCUCACAGGAGUUAAAUGUGGUUUUAAAUCACAUUAUUUUUUUAAUAUGUGGUUUGAAUAGUGCGAGCAUAUUAAAAU
Molecule: messenger RNA, 611 nt
Organism: Neocloeon triangulifer
Lineage: Eukaryota; Metazoa; Arthropoda; Insecta; Ephemeroptera; Baetidae
Exons: 2
Coding region: 64-462 (132 amino acids)
Source: RefSeq, a predicted model, not a curated record